Molecule: messenger RNA, 2787 nt
Organism: Rotaria sp. Silwood2
Lineage: Eukaryota; Metazoa; Rotifera; Eurotatoria; Philodinida; Philodinidae
Source: the annotation of a GenBank genome assembly
AUGGCUGCAUCCAACAAUUCUCAAACUUCAAAUACCGUAGACGAAUGUUCAAUUUGUUUGCUUCCAUUGACACAACAAGGUCUCGAUAUAUUUACUACGGCAUGUAAACAUCAAUUUCAUUUUCAAUGUUUGGCUAAAAAUGUUCAAGCAAAAAACAAUGAAUGCCCUUUAUGUCGAACUCGUCUCGAUUCAUUGGUGGAUCUACUCAAUACAUCAUCAAAUGUGAAUACAUCCGUACCUAUUCAACAAGUUCUAGCACAACCGGCACUACCUAUACAAGCUUCACCACCACAAGCAAAUAAUACAGGUGUUUGGAGUACAUUAACGAAAUCACUAAGCAAUGCAUUUAGUUGGAUUACUAGUGGUUCCAACAGACAUUCUGUAUUUAACGUUUUUACCAAUACUGCUUCAUCAGAAGAUCUUAUUGAUGAAGAAGCUGUUCGCAUUCUUUCAGCUCGUAUUAGUGCUGCUCGACAACAAUCUAUCGAAGGACAUACUGAAUUUCCUUUGAUUACCGCAAUGACUACACUAGAAUUUGGUGCUCAAGAAUCAACAAAACAAUCAAAUAUUUAUGGAAUGGUUACAUUAAAAGCUCCUUCAUUACUUUCUAAGACAGCAACUGAAAAAGAACUUGAUGAAUUACAUGUUCCUAUUGAUCUUAUUUGUGUUGUUGAUCAAAGUGGUUCAAUGUCGGGAAACAAAAUAGCUUUAUUAAAAGAUACAUUAAAUUAUCUUGUUGAUCAAAUGGGUUCAUUAGAUCGAUUAGCUAUUAUUUCAUUUGAUACAAGAGCAUUCGAUCGAUCACAAGGUCUUAAACUAAUGACAACACAAAAUAAACAAACUCUUCGAAAUGCAAUCACGCAUCAUAUUCAAGCGGAUGGUGGUACAUAUAUUGGUAAAGGUCUUGAAAUGGCAAUUCAAUUAUUGAGAAAUCGUCGAACAACUAAUCCAUUAGGUGCUAUGCUUGUUCUUACUGAUGGUCAAGAUAAUGAAUAUCAUGAUUAUUCGAAAUUAAUGAAGUCAUUACCGGAAGGUGUUGUUUGUCAUACAUUUGGUUAUGGUGUUGAUCAUAAUGCUGCAUUACUUUCUCGAUUGGCUGAACAAGGUCAUGGAGGUACUUUUACUUAUAUCGAUCAAGUUGAUGCAGUUGGUCAUGCAUUUGCUACAGCCAUUGGUGGAAUUUUUACAUGCAUUGCAAAACAAUUAUGUAUUAAAUUACAAUUCAAUGAUGAUUAUAAAGUUACUCAUACUCAUACAAUUUAUCAACAUGAACCGAAACAUUUACCAUCACGUGAAAUAACAUUUAAAAUGACUGAUCUUAAUGCUGAUGAAAGUCGAAAUCUUGUUUUCCAAUUACAUGUACCAAAAAUCAAUCCUUCAGAUGACAAUAAUUCAAAUGAUCAUACUAUUGGUCAUGUAUCUCUUGAAUAUAUAGAUACGAAUACUGAUCAGAAAAUUCAUGCUCCUCAUGUUCCAUUUAUACUUGCUCGUCCGAAUCAAAUAGAUCCUCAAUCAUCACUUCUACAAGUCAAUUAUGAACUUGAUAUACAACGUAAUCGAUCUGAAACAAGUCACGUAUUGAAACAAGCAGUUGAAGAAAAUGAUUACCAGCGUGUUCGUGAUAUGAUCAAUGCUCAAAUAGCUAAAAUUCGUUCAUCAGUUUCAGCUGAAGAUCCCUUAUGUCAACAGUUAAUACAUGAUUUGGAGUAUCGAUAUUCGAAUCAACAAGAGUUUCGAACAACCAUGACCAAUAUGUAUAUACAACAUGGGCAAGAACGUGCAACGUAUUCAACGGGUGCAACAGUUAGUUCAAGUUGUUAUAUGACAUCAGGUCAAGAACGUGAUGCUAAUGUAUGCAAGUUAGUUGAAGAUGUACCUAUUCCUGAAGUAAAAUCUCAAGAAGUAUUGAUUCGUGUGCAUGCUGCUGGUGUCAAUCCAGUAGAUACAUAUAUUCGAUCUGGUACAUAUGCUCGUCUACCUAAUUUACCGUAUACUCCUGGUGCCGACUGCGCUGGUGUUAUUGAACGAGUUGGUAGUGAAGUUACUAAGUUUAAGGUUGGUGAUCGUGUGUUCACACUAAAAACUGUUACAGGCACUUAUGCUAAAUAUUGUGUUGCUCGUUCUGACUCUGUUUUUCCUUUACCAUCAAGCAUUUCAUUUGAAGAAGGUUCAGCUCUUGGUACGCCCUAUUUCACUGCUUAUCGAGCCCUUGUUAUCAAGGGUCAUGGAAAACUCAAUGAAACAGUUUUAAUUCAUGGUGCUAGUGGAGGAGUUGGUAUUGCAGCUGUACAAUUAGCAAAAUCGCUUGGUUUACGUGUUAUAGGUACAGCAUCUACUGAACAAGGUUUACAAGCAGUGCGUAAUCAAGGUGCUGAUCUUGUAUUUAAUCAUAAACAAGAAGGAUAUCUUAAAGAUAUAGAAAAUGCUUCGAUAAAUAAUGAAGGAAUUGAUUUAAUAAUUGAAAUGUUAGCAAAUGUUAAUUUAAAUUAUGAUUUACAAUUGCUUAGAUCGAAUGUUGGCCGAGUUGUUGUUGUCGGUAAUCGUGGUACAGUUGAUAUUAAUCCUCGACUUUUGAUGGCUAAGGAAACAAGUAUUUGUGGCGUGACGUUAUCUGGUUCAACUGAAGAUGAAAUUCAAAUGAUAAAUGCUUAUUUACAAGUUGGUCUUAAAAAUGGUAAUUUAAAACCAUUCCUUGGUCGAAUAUAUCCAUUAGAACAAGCAGCACAAGCUCAUACAGAUAUUAUUUGCAAUAGUGGUACAUGUGGAAGACUUGCCCUUAAAAUAUAA